Penicillium crustosum is the source of this 1617-nucleotide messenger RNA. RefSeq lists its product as uncharacterized. Gene Ontology annotation, biological process: transmembrane transport; carbohydrate transport. NCBI's taxonomy places the organism in Eukaryota, Fungi, Ascomycota, Eurotiomycetes, Eurotiales, Aspergillaceae. Gene Ontology annotation, molecular function: carbohydrate:proton symporter activity. The record is from RefSeq and is a predicted model, not a curated record. Gene Ontology annotation, cellular component: membrane. The transcript has a single exon. Bases 1 to 1617 code for a protein of 538 amino acids.
AUGGCCUCCCCUGAAUCUCGACCCUCCAUAGAUAUCUCGCCAGAUCUGAAAAAUGACGCUGAACGCGACUUGAUCGAGAGUUCUCAAAGGGCCACUCGCCGAGAACAUGACCUGACCGUACGACAAGCUCUUUCCAAGCACAGGAGUGCUAUCUUCUGGGCAGCCUAUUUUGUUCUACCUGGUUUCGUCAUUGGUUACGAUCCAACAAUCCUCGGCAGUUUAGUCGGUGUUCCACAAUUCCGCAAGGAUUUUGGCUACGAAUACCCUGCUGGUUCAGGCACUUACGUUCUCUCUCCUUCUUGGACAUCCGCAUUCCCAUACGCACCUAUCAUCGGGUUCUUGGUGGCUCCAAUUUGGGCAGGAUGGUGCGUUGAUCGUUUCGGGCCCAGAAAAACACUGCUAUGCUGCACAACGCUCUCCCUCGGAACUCUCUUGAUGGAAGUCCUCGGUAACACUGCCGGCAUUAUCUUCGCCGGAGACCUCCUUACUGGCCUCCUUACUGGCGGCUUUCCCGUUCUUGGACCGGCAUACAUCUCGGAAAUCCUCCCUGUUAGUCUUCGAGGUAUCGGACUGGCAGCCAAUAAUUUUGCUCAGGUGGCUGGGUCAUUUAUUGCAAUCGGAAUCUUGCGUGGAACCGAAACUCGAGCGGAUAAAUGGGCGUACAAGAUCCCUUUUAUCACAGAAUACGCUUUCCCUGUGCUCUUCAUCCUUGGCGCGUUCUUCGCUCCCGAAACACCCUGGUUUCUGGUAAAGAAAGCGCGGUACGAAGAAGCAGCAAAAUCCCUGGAACGCACUGGAUAUACUCAGGAUCUCGACGAUACUCUGACUCAUAUGAAAGAAACUAUUAUAUUGGGGGAGCAGAGUGUAUCUACAACUACAUACCUUGAUUGCUUCAAGGGUACAAACUUCCGACGUACAGCUAUAUGUUCAAUCUGUUACAGCGGACAAUUCCUCUGCGGGAUUAAUGUUGUGUCUUCAUAUUGUACCUACUUUUUCCAGCUGGCGGGUGUGUCAACAGAUCAAGCAUUCGAUCUCUCUCUUGGUUUGUUUGCGCUUGGUAUUGUUGGUAAUGUGAUUUCAUGGCCUUUAGUGUCAAUCUGGGGUAGAAGAUUCGGCUACAUUUCAACUUGUUGCGCCACUGCAGUCUUGAUGUUUUUGAUUGGAUUUUUGGAUCUCGCACCGUCUUCCAACAAGGCCGCCCUAUAUGCUAAGUCAUCUAUGCUGCUUGUCUUUUACUUUAUUUACAACUUCGGUCUUGGUCCCCUUGUUUAUGCGUUGAUUGCCGAGAUUCCAAGCACAACAAUACGCGGAAAGACCAUGGGUGUGGCAUGUUCUUUUGCCCAUAUCUUUUCCCUUGUUAUUACAGCUGCUCUUCCCUAUGCAAUGAGCCCUCUUGAGGCGAAUUGGGGUGGCAAAAUUGGAUUUUUGUUUGGCGGACUCAGCGUUGGGGUGAUUGCUUGGGCGUUUAUGUGCUUGCCAGAAACCAAGGGAAGGACAUUUGAGGAGCUUGAUAUCCUCUUUGAACGGAAGACGCCUGCCUGGAGAUUCGAUAGCACUGACUUGACAGAUUUUGAUCGUGCGGCUGUGGUUCAUGGUGCGCAGAGUGUGAAUGUUUGA